Molecule: messenger RNA, 3527 nt
Organism: Schistosoma mattheei
Lineage: Eukaryota; Metazoa; Platyhelminthes; Trematoda; Strigeidida; Schistosomatidae
Source: the annotation of a GenBank genome assembly
GUGGAUAGUUCGUUGUUGGGAACAAUUACGAAGUUUUUUGGUACUUAUGCGCUUGUUGUGGCAUUGCUAUUGCCGUAAGAUCGGUGAGCUUGUAGGUACCGUCAUUAGAACGAAGGUGGGAAGUGUAAUAAUAGCAACUGCAUGUGGGUCUGUUUUGUCUGGAGUAUUUUACUUUACUGUCAAUGGUUAUGAACAUGUAAAAAUGAAGACUCAAAAGGCUGAUAUUAGACAUCUUUCGCUAGAAGAAAAGUUCCGUACUUUCGCCUCUUUGCGAUUUAACGGCGUUUUGUUGAUGACCCCUUCAGAUUUCCUACGUUCUUUGGUUGAUGAUCAAAAGCAGGUCAAAAUGAUGAUAAAAAAUGAACCGCAAUUCAUCGAGAAAAUAAUGACCAGAGCAUCUAAGAAGAAACAUGGAUCUCGUUUUUUUCGAAACCUUCAAAACGAUGGGAUAAUAACAUUUUCGGAAUAUUUGUUCUUGCUGCAUAUACUAACAAAAUCUUCUUCGGGUUUUGAAAUAGCAUUCAAAAUGCUUGAUAGGGAUUUAAGUGGAUCUGUUGAUGCUAGAGAAUUCAUGAUCUUGAACCAUAUAAUCGCAGAAAGUACUGAUGAUAUACCUGAUACCGAUAGAGGGGCAUGUGAUCUAUUGCUUCCGGCAGACCAAGCUUAUAAUACAACUCUUAUGACUCACCUAUUUGGCUAUAAUAAGACUCAUAACCUGAGCUUUGAGGAAUUUAAAAGAUUCAUGCAUAAUGUUCAAACAGAAGCAUUAGAGGUUGAAUUUCAGGAGUUUUCUUCAGGCUCAUCUGCAAUUACACCAGUGGAUUUCGCUCGUAUUAUUCUUCGUUAUACCACAGUGUCUACUUCUGAGUAUGAUGCAUUCAUAAAUCGACUUGAAAAGGCUGUUCCCUCUAACAUAGUAAUCUCCUUCAACGAAUUUCAGAAAUUCUUCAUGUUUCUAAACUGUUUGGAUGAUUUUGCACUGGCAGUAAAAAUGUACACUAUUGCAGGCCAACCUAUAUCACUACGUAUGUUUGUCACGUUUUUGCUUUUUCUGCAAAUGAGGUUUGAAAAAUAACCAGUUGAUGAUUUUCUAGAAAUUCAAUGUUGUUUCAGAAUAAAAUCUUGUCUUUAGGUACCUUCAAGUGACUUAUAAUCUUUCAACAAAAUAUCUAAAUACUGAAAAAUUGAUUUUUAGUAGUGAGCUUAUUCAUAAUUUCGGGAUAUCUAUCAGUUUAAUCAUUAUUUUUUCGUUGAGAUGCAAAUCAAAAUAUGAUAUCAUUCACGUGUUGGCAUAAACGAAAAUGACAGAUAUACCAAAUUCACUGGUCUUAAUAACAACUUUCGAUCACGACUGCAGAGUUCAAGUUUUAAACACCUGCGACGUGUCGCUUAAAAUCAUUUUACAAUCGGUUAGUUUUCCACGUUUUGGAACAUGAGGUUUAUGGGGCUAGCAGUCAUAUCAUAUCUGAUCUCAACCUGUUUCGAUUCAUUUGACUGUCUCUUUUGGCAUCUCUGUUGGUGCUGGUUAUCUGUGACAAAAUCCUCAUUUUCAGUAAAAAUCGAAUGUAUUUGAGAAGUUUACACUUUUUUGAAACCUUAACCUGGAACUCUCAGUUUUACUGUCCUUCAGCAGGCCUAUCUCCGAUGAUUGGCGAUAAACGAACAAAUUUCAGUUAAUAUUAACUACGAAGUCCCAAAUAAGUCGACCCUUACAUCAUGGAUUUAACUUCAGUUGAGCUUUCUUUUUAAAUAUAUCUAGAUGUAACAAAUGAUGUAUAUGAGUAGUAGGAUUAGAGCUGAAUUAUACUAGACGGCUUGGGUAACGCUUUAACUAGGCUAACUCAAGUUUAUUUGAUGUUCAUAACAUCCACAAUUAUAAUACGUUUUUCUUUGGUUAAUUUAUUAAUCUCUUAAUUAUUUUUAUACACGUUCAAUUUUUAAUCUUUUCUAGCUGAAUUUAAGCGAGCUGUUAAAGCGUGCAUUGGUAAUGAAUUAAGCUCUGAUGUUUUAACAGUCUUGUUUGCCUUAUUUGAUCGUGAUGAAGACAAUUGUCUUAGUUAUAAUGAAUUCAUUCACAUCAUGCGGGAGAGACAUUCUGGAGGACUGUCGCGUACUUCUAAGCAUAAUCAAUACACAAGGAUGUUUCGAAAGUGUCUAAAACGUGAACUCCAAAGUUCAGUGAAUUGAGGACAAGAAUAACAGUGUCAUAAUUCAAACUUUAAAAUCAACUCUUACGCCUAUAUGAAUUCAAUAUCAUAACUCAUUAUUCCUCUCUUCGGUAUUGAAAUAACAACAAUGAUCCAAAGGAUCAGCUUUAUUUUGUUCAGCUGAAUUAUAAACAUAUUUAUUUUUGAAUGAAUGUAAUGGGUAAAUGAACAAGUCUUUGAAUAAUGCAUAGAAUACGACAGUCUUUCAUGUGGAUGUCUUGAAUUGAACGCAUAAACAAGUCAACAGACUGAACCAGUUUCAUGCUAACAUUUUACUCCUUGCUUACGUUUGUUUACAUAAUUUUUCAAUGAAAAAAUGUAUUUCCUCAUGAAAAUAACUACUUAGGAUGUUUGGAACCGAAAAUCAAUUAGGCUGUUUUAUUCAAUGUUAAACAAUCUGAAACAAACGAUCAAGGUAUGGUAUUUGAUGACUCUCUGGCUGAUCUAUUCAGUUUCCUCAAAAAUGAAAUAGAUAGUUACUAACCAUUUCUGUUUUUGUUGUCUAAGUUUAUUAGCCAUAAUUAGAUAAAUAUUUUUUAGUUAAAAAUCAUUUUCAUUGUGCAUAAAAUUUCUAAAUCAUAAUGUAAUUCAAUAGAGUUUUGUUUGAUUUGUUUUUGCCCAACAACUCAUGUGACAGACUUUAUGAAACUAGUUUUUUCUUAUUAUUUGCAUUAAACAAUAUAAAAUUUUGUUAGUUUAUUCCAGUCAUUUAUUUACUCUGAAGAAAUGGCUUACAUUAAGUCACGAAAUGUCAGAAAUACAAUCCUUUUAUUCAUUGGAAUGCAAGAGAAAAUAUAUAAUUAUUAUUAAAAUAUAAUUGAACAACAGUGUAUAUAGAUUCAAUACCGUUAUGUAAAUCCUCUUGCUCGAAUUAUGAUGAAAGAAAUUUUAUUUACUUUGUUUCAUUUCUUGAUACGAUAUAUUUUUGUUACACAAAAAUAUUCUCACUCCCUUUUUUAUGUAAUGAAAAUAUUUCAUUUUGACGAAUUUUAUUAAUUUAUUUUGAAGCAGUAACAUUCCCUUUUGUCCUCAUACUUAAAAUAUAACAUCAAAUAAAACUUUUAAUUCAUUAAAACAAUGGAAGUUUCUAGUUGCCAUCUAUUUUUUAAACUAGUUUGUUAAUAUGAUUUACAAAACUAUUUGAGAAUAAUCUCUAAUGUACAUAGCUGCACUUUUGUGUUCUUUUUGAAAAAGUAAUUUUUAAAACGAUUUUCAAAGUAACUUGUAAUAUUUCCCUCUCUCAAGCUUAGUCGUAAUAUCAGUUGAUAUAAACUGCUAAGAUAUAGAAAUAAGAACAUAAUAAAGGUACAAUGAUAUUUU